AUGCUAAAUGAUUCAGCCAAAUUAUUCGCUUUGACGGCACAAGUGCAGACCAAGAUUCUCGGUUUGCAGACAAGAAAAAGAAGCUUCUCAAGAGUAUGGAGUUCGGUGACAAUCUCAACAAGAAGGUAUGCCUUCUGGUUACUACCUCAUUGUCAGGUUGAUAUGACCAAAGUAAAUGUUGAGUCACUUCGUCCGUGGAUUGUUAAGAGGAUUACAGAACUCCUUACCUACGAGGAUGACAUUCUGUGCGACUACGUUUUCAACCAGUUAUCUGAACAGGUAGUAAAUCUCGGCAAUCACUUUGUCCGGAUAAAUAUUUGUCAUCCCGAUCCAAAGGAAAUCCAAAUCAACAUGACUGGCUUCUUGCUUAGCAAAAAUGCGCGUAUCUUCAUAAGUGAACUAUGGGAUCUCCUCUUAUCUGCCAUGUCCACUCCGGGAGGUGUGCCAGCCGUCUUCUUAGAGGCCAAAAAAGUUGAACUGUCUCAAAAGCAGGUAUUUAACGUAUGUUUCGUUUGUGUCUCGCUUUUUCGAACUAACCACUGUUAA
This is a messenger RNA of Dibothriocephalus latus, 546 nucleotides long. NCBI's taxonomy places the organism in Eukaryota, Metazoa, Platyhelminthes, Cestoda, Diphyllobothriidea, Diphyllobothriidae. The record is from the annotation of a GenBank genome assembly.